AAAUUAAAAAAAAAAAUAAAAACACAGAGGCGCUAAUGAGAAGAGAAAAAGAAGACAAAAAAUACAGAGGCGCUACAACCGUCGGCGACCGUGAUCGUCGGGUCUCCCACCUUCCAGGAAAAGUAUGGCGUCAACAUCACCUACCUGGCUGUAUCAAGAUGGAGGAUUAAGAAGUAUUGUUUCUGCAGAUGGGUCUGCUAAGAAGUCCUGUUUGCAGCACUUGCAGAUAUCUUUUGCAGGUUCAUUUCCAGCAUCUGUAUGGCAAGGUAGACGUGGCUUGAGCAAUCCACUUAGAAAGGUCCCUUUACAUUUGUGCAUAAAGUGUGAGAACACUGAGAAGAAGGAGGGUUCCUAUGAGCAUGUAUCCGUUGAACGCCCACCUUAUUACAGUUAUGUGGACUCCACAUCUGGGGAAAUUGAACCAGCCUCUGGUGCACGUGCAAGCAUUCCGGGACAAGAGUACUGGCCAGAAGGUACAGCUAGUCGAGUCAGGGCAGCUAGGGCACCUGAACCAGCUGGUUUGUCAACAGGAGCUCCAUCCUAUGGGAAAAGUCCUGGAAGUAGAAGGAAAAAACAUAAGACAGCAGUUGCUUCGGAUGCUUCUUCUGUGUCUUCUGAGAUGAGUGUAGCUUUAAAUGAUCAAUUGGAAGUUGAAACUUUGGGUGAUGGUUCAGAAGAGCCUAAGGAUCUCUCCUCUGAAUAUGUUGUUUAUCAGACUGAAUCGCAGGAAGAGGAGCUAACUGAGUAUGAAUUGGACAAGAAACUUGGGCGGCCGCACCCCUUUAUUGAUCCAAAAGUGAAGAAACCAAUAGAGGAGCCACUAACAAGUGAAGAACUAUGGUGGAACUGGAGAAAACCAGAGAAGGAACAAUGGUCUAGAUGGCAGAGGAGGCGUCCUGAUGUUGAAACGGUGUUUCUUAAAGCUAUGGCAGAGACUGGGCAAAUAAAGCUUUAUGGUGAGCAUCCAACAUUGACUGAGACUUCUCUCUACAGAUCUAGACGGCAUAUUUAUAAAAAGGAAAGGCUACAGGCUGAACAAGAGAGACUGGAAAGAAUAGGUCCAAUAGCAUACUACUCAGAAUGGGUUAAAGAUUGGAAGAGGGACACUUCACGUGAAGCUGUUCAGAAACAUUUUGAAGAGACUGGUGAAGAUGAGAACACCCAACUCAUUGAAAUGUUUACACAUCAAACUGAUCGUGAAUAUCGCAUAAUGAUGGGGACUGAUGUUCGUAUUCAAAGAGAUCCUUUGGCGAUGCGAAUGAGGGAGGAUCAAAUUAAGCAAAUAUGGGGUGGAGAUCCAGUUUACCCAACAGUGAACUACAUUCAAGAUCCAAAUGAGGUGAUUGAUUUCAGGGGUCCAGAUUUUCAUGAACCAACACCCAAUAUGCUGGAUUAUUUGAAAGAGCAUGGCAAAAUAAUCACAAGAGAGGAGCUUGAGAAAAUCUUGGCCAAGGAGAAGACUGAAGUACUUGAGAUGCCAGAUAUGGAUGAAGCAAUGGCACAAGCUGUUGACAUUGGUGAAAAUGAUGAUGAAGUAGAAGAUAGCGAGGUUGAGGAUGCUGACGAAGAGGAGAAAAUUACACGCAAUUAGAGUGUCUUGAAAAGUACUCCCCAGCUUCGCAAGUCAAAGGGUAAAGCUAAGAAGGAAAACAUGUCUCUAGAUGAAGCUAUCAAUGAUUCAGAGAACCUAACUGAUUUUCUCCUAGAUUUCGAUGAGGAGUAAUAUUUCCUGGAUUUGGAGCCACACCUUGGAGGCUGGGGGCAUGCGGAUGUAAAAGAGGAGAUUUUAUCAAUCAGUCGUGGUCUCAUAAAUUUUGCAAAGGGGCAUAGAAAGAUGACAGUUUAUCCACAUCGCCGAGGAUGUUCAACUGCUGUAAAUUGGGUCUUAUUGCUAUGAUGACAGUGGUGUUUCAUAUUGUUAGAAAUGAUUACAGUUUGAGAGUAAUUUGGCAAAUUAGAUAGGAUGGGCGGGGAUCAAGAGUAGCUAGUGCCUGUGCUUUCAUGCUUGAAUUUGAUGAAAAGAACCCAUGUUAACUGAGAAUUGACUAGUGUAUAAGAUGGAAUGGAAUGUCAUUAAGAAUUCCAAACUUUUCUUCUCCCUCUAAUAGGACAAUUUAAGCUUCAUUACAUAUUCUUAGAUAGUAAACUGUAGUUUGGUAUGUUUCAGAGGUUGGUUGGUUGGUUGUCAUAUCUGAACCUCUUUUCUC
Messenger RNA from Camellia sinensis, 2207 nucleotides. The record is from RefSeq and is a predicted model, not a curated record. NCBI's taxonomy places the organism in Eukaryota, Viridiplantae, Streptophyta, Magnoliopsida, Ericales, Theaceae.